Molecule: messenger RNA, 2752 nt
Organism: Phacochoerus africanus (Common warthog)
Lineage: Eukaryota; Metazoa; Chordata; Mammalia; Artiodactyla; Suidae
Gene: GALNT8
Product: polypeptide N-acetylgalactosaminyltransferase 8
Exons: 11
Coding region: 172-2076 (634 amino acids)
Cellular component (GO): Golgi apparatus
Source: RefSeq, a predicted model, not a curated record
CUGCUUGGUAGGACCAGGCAGCCUGUGAAAGCUCUCCUGAUCAAAGAACAUCUGGCUGGACAAGCAGACUGUCUUCCAUGCAGCUGGCAGAGUCCAGACUCGGCUCAUUGUGAUCCUCAGCCUGCCUGGGCAGUGGCACACGCAGCCCCCAGGGAGUAGCCGAGGCAGAGUAUGAUGCUCAGGAGAAGUGUCCCCAGGGUCCUCGGCCUUGGGCUGACGCUGGUCUUUGCUCUCAAUCUCCUCCUGAUACUUUAUGCCAAGGGAAUUUUACAGAAGCUGGCUCUGGGUGACAUCCAGGAAAGGCUUCACUUGCCUCCAUCCGAAUGGAACAGGACCGAGAUGGAGCGACUCUCUCGCCUGGAGGUGGAGUUGCAGCAUCUGAAAGAACAUAUGAAACUGGCUAUGAAGCAACCGAAAAAUGUGGACACCCCACCAGAACGGGUGAGAGAUGAAAGUCGGCCUGUUCAAAAGGCAGUGGAAGCCAAGGAGAGGGCGAGGAAGGACCAGAAACCAAAAGAGCUUCUGUUUCCAAACUCGGUGCUUUUCCAGAAGUGGGGUGAGGACCUUUCUGAGGAGGAGCAGAAAAAGGCCGAGGCCCUCUUCCAGAAGUUUGGCUACAAUGUCUACCUCAGUGACCAGCUGCCUCUCGCCCGCACCAUCCCAGACACGAGGGAUCCCAGGUGUCUCUGGAAGAGAUACUCUUCGCAGCUCCCGUCCCUCAGUGUCAUCCUCAUAUUCGUGAAUGAAGCUCUGUCGGUUAUACAACGGGCCAUCGCCAGCAUCAUCAACCGGACCCCCCCUCAGCUGUUGAAGGAGAUCAUCUUAGUGGAUGAUUUUAGCUCAAAUGAAGAGUUAAAGGCACACUUGGAUGAGAAGAUUAAGCUUUACAACCAGAAGUCUCCAGGACUCCUGAAGAUAAUACGGCAUGCCGAGAGAAAAGGUCUUGCUGCAGCUCGAAACACUGGCAGGGAAGCGGCCACAGCCGAUAUCGUUGCCGUCUUGGAUGCUCAUGUGGAAGUGAACGUGGGAUGGGCAGAGCCCAUCUUGGCUCGAAUUCAGCAAGAUCGCACUGUGAUUGUGUCACCUGUGUUCGACAAAAUUCAUUUUGACACCUUGGAACUGGAAAAGUAUGCCCUGGCAGUUGACGGGUUUAACUGGGAAUUGUGGUGCCAAUAUGAUUCAUUGCCAAAGGCCUGGGUUGAUCUGCACGACGUCACUGCUCCUGUGAAGAGCCCUUCCAUCAUGGGCAUCCUGGCGGCCAACAGGCUCUUCUUGGAAGAGAUUGGAUCCCUGGAUGGAGGGAUGGUGACCUACGGAGGCGAGAACGUGGAGCUGAGCCUGAGGGUGUGGCAGUGCGGAGGCAGAAUAGAGGUCUUGCCCUGCUCCCGGGUGGCCCACCUGGAGAGACACCACAAGCCCUAUGCCUUGGACCUGAGUCUUCCCUUGAUGCGUAACGCCCUGCGAGUGGCCGAAAUCUGGAUGGAUGAGCACAAAGACAUGGUCUACAUGGCCUGGAACAUACCUCUCCAGAACUCUGGAAUCGAUAUUGGAGACAUUUCUUCCCGAAAGGCGCUCCGGGAGAAACUGAAAUGCAAAACCUUUGAUUGGUAUCUGAAAAAUGUCUAUCCGGUCCUGAAGCCAAUCCACAGCAUCGUGGGCUAUGGGAGAAUGAAAAACCCAUUGGAUGAAAGUGUCUGCCUGGAUCAGGGAGCUAGUCCAGACAAGAGCCCCAUCAUGUAUCGCUGUCAUCAAUACAGUUCCCAGAAUGUCUACUACCACCUAACUGGGGAGUUCUACGUGGGACCACUGAUUGCUGAGACAGAUACUGAAGAUAACUGCCUGACAGACCCUGGCAAAGGGGAGAAGCCCACUUUAGAGCCAUGUUCCAAGGCUGUCGAAAAUGGACUGUACAUACAUUGGGAUUUUAAACCAGGAAGAGCCGUCAUAAACAGAGCCACCAAGCGAUGUCUGGAGAUAAAGAAGGCCUCUCUAGAUGGCUACCUGCUUGUCCUCCAGACCUGCACUGCCCAGGUGUGGACAAUACAGUAUACUGUCCGAAACUGGGGGUCAAGCUAAUGUCCAGCGAGCCUCAGGGAGCCUGGCUUCUUGACACCGGAAUGGCUUAUACAUGCAACGCUGCUCAGCUGGGGGAGGGGGAGAGAAAGAGUGUGUGUGUGUGUGUGUGUGUGUGUGUGUGUGUGUGUACUGCAACUUCAGCCAGGACUCUCCCGAAACGUGCAGCAAAUAGACAAGUAAUCUUAAAAACAAAUCCCUCCAUUCACCCCCCCCUCCCCAGCGGUUUUCUUUGGGUUACUCCCUCUCUCCCAUACCAGGGAUUCGGAGGCCGAGGGAGGAGAAGACAUCUGACUAGCCAGCCCCGCUCUGCCCAGGCUGUGAGGAAGGUGGGAAAAUCCAAGUUCCUCUGGGUCUUUCUCGAAGGAGCUUAGAGCAUCUAACAGAUUUGAUUACCUGUUUCCUUCUAAAUCCCUGAAAACUAUGGGGAAAACGAGGCUUGAAACAGAGAGGCAUUGCUUACUGGGGCACGAAGAAGGGAUUGUAGGCAAAUGCUGAAUCAGGGGUCCUUUCUGCUGCCCACUGGCUACAUCCUUUCCUGUAGGUGGUGAGUUAGGGGGAUGUAAUGUCAAGGGUUGCCAGUUUUGGCCAGGUCUUGGAGAUUGGUGGGAGUGGGCGUUAAGUUGGGAGAAGAAGGGAGUUCCCAUCGUGGCGCAGUGGAAAUAAAUCCGACUAGGAC